Messenger RNA from Paramecium sonneborni, 1592 nucleotides. Lineage: Eukaryota; Ciliophora; Oligohymenophorea; Peniculida; Parameciidae. The record is from the annotation of a GenBank genome assembly.
AUGAAACAGCAAAAAAAAUUAGUGCUUCAUUUUGAUUUGAAUAAAACUAUACUUUUGGCUGAUUCUAAAUAUACUAAUCAAACUAAAGAAGAAUGUGUAUUAUAUCUUUUUUUAAGUUUAAGUUAUAAGAAAUCCUAGUUGGAUAUGCAUGGGGUAAAUUAGAAUAGAGAGAUGAAAAAUCACCAGUCUUGUGGAAAUUAUUAACAAAUAACUUCACUCCAAUUAGACCGAGUGAAGAUAUGAUCUCAUAUAAAGAAUAUAUAUGUUAAUAGUUUCCAUUAAAAAAUGAAGGAGAUCCAGAGGAUAUUAAAGAAUAUAAUACAAGUGCUAUGUAAGAAUGUUUAAAAUAUUGAAUUAGUGAAUAACGCAAGCAAUUAUUCUUUCAGUUUGUUAAAUUAGGAUAACCAUGUAUGAAAUUGAAACCUGAGUAUGAUAGGAUUGUCAAAUUAAUUGUAUGGUUUUGAUAAUAAUUAAAACAUUUUAGACAUUACCAAAAGCAGUAAUAGAAGAAUUAAAGUAAUAAGCUGAGGAAGCAGGAUUUUUGACUGAAGAAGAGGUUAAAUAAAGAAAUUUAACUUAAUUGUUAUCUGAUAAAGAUAUGCUAAAUAAUUUAUUUUCAGACCAUAAAUAUUAAUUAUUGCCAACAUUUUAUAAGACAAUAAUAAAUUUGAAAAAAUAGAAAAGAGAAUUUGCUAUAGUGUUUCGUCCAUUUGGAACAGAUCCUAAAAAUAUAUUGAGAGAGUUUAAUAAAUUUUGUUUAGGAGAGCAUCCAUGUUUUAGUGGAAGAAAUAAUACACCAAUAGUAAAAUUUGAUGGAUCGAAAGGAACUAAAAAUUAUAUCAUUUUGGAUAAAUAAUGUGCCCUAGUUUAUAGAAAAUAAAAAUAAUUGGUAACAGGAACAUUAAGAAGAACAGAUAAAUAACAAUUAGAAGAUGGAUAUGAAAAAGAAUUAGAAGAAGAAUAAGUUUAAAUAUACAAUGAGACAUAAAUGUUAUUGAAGAUAACUGAAUCAUUAAAAGAGAGUUGUGCUUUAUGUUAUGUUGAUGAUUUUUAAUUUUAUUAAGAAUAACCAAGUGAAGCAAAUGCCAAAUAAUUAUACGUUGAUUAAUAAGAUGCUGAUACACUUCAUAUAUUUUUUGAUGAUGGAAUUCAAGAGUAAUAUAAUAUUUAAUAAAAGAAAUGAAAACAAUUUAGUUUAAGUGACAGAUUGUGUAACAUUGGAAAAUUUAAGUAGAAAGAAGUGUUUGAACAAAUAUUUAAUACAUGUGGAUGUUUUAGAUGUAAUUAAGGAUCCUGAUUAUUUCAUCAAAUAAAUUGAAAUAUGUGAGAGAAACAGAAAUGAAGAAAUAGAAAGAAUAGAAAAAGGAAUCCCUGAAGAAUAAACUGAAAUACCAAAAAAGACUGAAUGGGAAUUGUUGGAGGAAUGUUCAGAUGCUGAUUAUUUGCGUAAAACAAUCCUACCAUUAUUAUUACCUGCUUUAUAAUUGGUUGAUAUAGAGAGACCAAAAGAUCCACUUGAAUUUAUAGCAAUGUAUUGUUUAAAGAAUAAGGAAAUGGUUAAAAUUCCAUAACCACCUGAAUAAUAAGAAUGA